Molecule: messenger RNA, 1152 nt
Organism: Fraxinus pennsylvanica
Lineage: Eukaryota; Viridiplantae; Streptophyta; Magnoliopsida; Lamiales; Oleaceae
Source: the annotation of a GenBank genome assembly
AUGAGGGAGAAAGAAAUUUGUCCAAGUGUGCAGUCAUGUAACAUUCUAAUUGACGGUUAUGGGAGGAGUCGCCAGUUUGAGAAGUGUUUACAAAUUCUUGAAGAAAUGGAAAAUAAUGGGUUGAGGCCUAAUGUCAUAUCCUAUGGUUCUCUAUUAAAUUGUCUAUGCAAGGAUGGCCGACUUCUUGAAGCUGAAGUACUAUUUAAGCAUAUGGCUUCCAAGGCAUUUCAAGAGACAAACACGUCUCUCAAAUAUCUCAUUGUCACCUUGAAUGCCAUGUUUGGGAUAAACACCCUCGUAAACGCAGCAUGCCUUGGAAUAGUUUCCCCUACAAACCCACAGAUGCCAGUAGACAACAAAUACUCAUCUCUUAAAGUCGGUGAAAUGAUAAAUAUCCUUCGUGGAGAUCAGCGCUUGACCAAAGCUUCCUGGUACGUAUUAUUCUGGGGAGCAAUUUGGCACUGUCUAGAGAAUAAAGGUUGGCACAAAGAGAAAUCCAAGAAUCAGGGGUAUAAUGCUAACUCAAAGACAUUUUUAGUGCCUGGAUAUAAAUUCUCAGAGGGAUUGGUGAAACGAGUGCAUUACUUUGAUUCUGUUUUUGAAUUAUUGAGCAAAGUUGCCAGAGAACAUAAUAUGAUCGGGAUUGAAGAUCAUCGUAACUCAGCUUUAGUUGUCGAUACAAGUAUUUUUGAUGGCAAACUCAAUCAGGUGAGUGAAUCUAGAAUCUCCCCUAAAUCUGACAGGGAAAUGCUACAAGUGAACAGAGAAACUCGUGCAUCAGUCGAUCCAAACUUGACUCCAAUUUCCCUGGAAAUUGGAAGUGAACAAAGGCAACAAGUUGCGCAGCAGUCAAACACCAAUCUACUGAGGAUGCAGAGCACCAGAAACCGGCUGCCAACAACAAGAGUACUAGACGCUUGGACUAGUGGAUUCUUGACUGUAAAAUCUGGACAGAAAAGAAAAUGUCAAGAAACAUACAUCAGGCAACCAGACGAGCAGAUAGCUAGUACGAACAUUCUGCAAAGGCAUAGCACAAAAAACCGGCAGCCAACGACCAGAGCACUAGAAGCUUUUGCAAAUGGAUACAUCGCUGUGAACUCGAGACAGAAAAGAAAGUGUCAUCAAGCAACCAGAUGUGCAGCAAUCGAGUAG